Molecule: messenger RNA, 1308 nt
Organism: Ophidiomyces ophidiicola
Lineage: Eukaryota; Fungi; Ascomycota; Eurotiomycetes; Onygenales; Onygenaceae
Product: alpha,alpha-trehalase nth1
Exons: 1
Coding region: 1-1308 (435 amino acids)
Biological process (GO): nucleotide-excision repair; base-excision repair; base-excision repair, AP site formation
Cellular component (GO): nucleus
Molecular function (GO): DNA binding; oxidized pyrimidine nucleobase lesion DNA N-glycosylase activity; DNA-(apurinic or apyrimidinic site) endonuclease activity
Source: RefSeq, a predicted model, not a curated record
AUGCGCACUUCACGGGUCUCCCAGGAGACAUCCCGCUUGGUGAAUGCCUUGUCCACAGGCCGUCGUAUCACACGACAAAGUGUAACAAAGUCGAACUACUUGGGCGCCAGAGGAACCACGAGGUCCAGUACGACUCGGGAUACCAGAACGCUCAAGGACGAAGAGCAGCAGGAGGACUGUGUGCGAAUUAAAUCCGAAAAUGGAGAUCUAAGCGGCGAGGAAGGGAGCCCUGCUCUUUCAGAGACUAAUACAACUGAUAUCGAGGACCUUUUUAAACCAGAAACGAGUCCUGGACCAAGCUCCCGUAAGCGAAAGUGGGAACACGGGCCUGCGAAAAAUGGGGGUUCUUUACUGCGAAAACCACAAAAGGUUAUUGUAAAAGAAGAAGAGCCGGGUCAGCCUAUCUUUCCAAAGAAAAAGGCUGCGAAAUCUCGGAAAGCAAUCCCCCCGCCCGGAUCUAUCCCUGCCCCGGCAAACUGGGAGAAGAUGUAUAAUACCGUCAAGGAGAUGCGUCUACGAAAUCCCACAGCGCCCGUUGAUACCAUGGGCUGUGCGGAACUCUAUUGGCGCAACUCCUCUGAGCAAGAACGGCGCUUCCACAUCCUUGUUGCUCUAAUGCUGUCUUCCCAGACAAAAGAUACGGUAACCGCCGUUGCAAUGCAACGCCUGCACACACAGCUCGGCCCAGAGCAUGACAACAGCGAACACGAUACAAAGGAGCAGACACCAGCCCUACGAUGGGAUGCUGCCACCCAUUCCGGUGCCCACUCCACUCUCACCAUUGCCAAUAUCCUCCGUGUCUCCCCUACCCGCUUAAAUCAACUCAUUCGCACCGUGGGCUUUCACAACCAAAAGACCAAAUACAUCCAGACUACCGCAUCUCUCCUACAGGCUAAUUACGGAUCGGAUAUCCCACGCACUGCCGCUGAACUCAUGACGUUGCCGGGUGUGGGCCCGAAGAUGGCGUACCUCUGUAUGAGCUCCGCGUGGGGUGUAGAUGAUGGGAUCGGUGUAGACGUACAUGUACAUCGAAUUACGAAUAUGUGGGGAUGGGUGAAGACAAAAGCGCCAGAGGAGACGCGGGUGCUACUCGAGGCGUGGCUGCCGAAGGAGAAGUGGAGAGAGAUUAAUUGGUUGCUGGUGGGACUGGGGCAGACGGUCUGUUUGCCGGUCGGCAAGAGGUGUGGAGACUGUGCGUUAGCGGGUACGGGGUUGUGUAAAGGGGAGGUUAAGGGCAAGAAAGUCAUAAAGAAGGAGAACGUUAUGAUGAACGAACAGAUGGAAAUCAAGGUGGAGGAAGAUGUCUGA